GAAUGAGGACUCGCAGAGGUCCGUUCUUUGAUAAGCCACAGGUUAAUAACUUGGUCGAUCAGUCUUGUUUGCGAAGUUGAGGAUUCUGAUAGUGCAUAAUGAUUUUGGUUUUUUGUAUAGUUCUUGGUUUAGUGCAGUGGGGCUAUGUGGAAGCUGCAUGUGACGUUGUAACGAAGAAGCAAUGGGACGGCCUGAAACCACUUCACGUGGAGUACCUGCCGCGUCCAGUGAAUAUAGUCAUCAUAGAGCACACGGCAACCCCUGGCUGCAGCACUGACGCCGGCUGCGAGGAACUGGUCCGCAAUAUCCAGAACAAUCAAAUGGAACAGCUGAACUUCUGGGACAUUGGGAUGUCGUUCCUGGUAGGCGGCAACGGUAAAGUGUAUGAAGGCAGCGGUUGGUUACGCGUGGGUGCUCACACCUACGGAUAUAAUAGGAGAUCUAUCGGUAUAUCGUUCAUUGGGAAUUAUAACACUGACGAACCAACGGCCGAUCAGCUGGAAGCAGUGAGGAAACUCAUACAGUGCGGCGUGGACAAAGGUCACCUGACAUCUGACUAUCACCUGCUGGCACACAGACAACUGAUCAGCACGGAGAGUCCUGGAAGGAAACUGUACAGAGAGAUAAGAACUUGGCCUCACUACUUGGAAAAUGCAACUUCUAUCAUGAAUAAUAGCUAAAUUCUAGAUUAUACAA
Molecule: messenger RNA, 696 nt
Organism: Bicyclus anynana (squinting bush brown)
Lineage: Eukaryota; Metazoa; Arthropoda; Insecta; Lepidoptera; Nymphalidae
Gene: PGRP-S1
Product: peptidoglycan recognition protein
Exons: 4
Coding region: 99-680 (193 amino acids)
Biological process (GO): peptidoglycan catabolic process; innate immune response
Molecular function (GO): peptidoglycan binding; zinc ion binding; N-acetylmuramoyl-L-alanine amidase activity
Source: RefSeq, a predicted model, not a curated record